GAUUCGGGUAUCGACAAGGACUGUUUCACAAGGCUUUGGAAAAACUGGAUUCACAAGAUUCUCCAUCCAGUGAGCGCGUUCAUCGUCGUUGAUGUCCAGAAUGAUUUCAUUUCGGGAUCGUUGGCGCUUAUCAACUGUCCGGCCAAGCAAGAGGCUAGUGCAGUAGUGCCAGUGAUCAACAAGUUAUUGUCUGAUGUGAAAUUUAACACUGUUGCGGUGACAAAGGACUGGCAUCCACCCAACCAUUGCUCCUUCUUUGAUAACCUAUCAUUGAGGAAGCUGGGUUCAAGCUGUAAGCCAGCAGCAGAGGUCCAGCUGUUUGACACGGUGACAUUCGACGAUAAGUACAAGUGCCAACAGAAGAUGUGGCCGCGGCACUGCGUGCAGGGAAGCUGGGGAGCGGAGCUUCACCGCGGUCUCACUGUUCCAAACGAUGCUGUGAUAAUAAAUAAGGGUAUUAACCCGGACUUAGACAGCUACUCCGGUUUCUGGGAUAACGAGAAAGUCUCGCAGACUCCUCUAGCUGAGAAGCUGCAAGAGAAGGGCGUCACCCAUGUUUUCGUUUGCGGCAUUGCCUGGGAUGUGUGCGUUGGUCAUACAGCACAGGAUUCUUUAGACUUUGGCUUCAGCACUGCACUUGUUGCUGAUGCUCUCAAAAGUGUAGACCUGGAUGAAACUAAAGCUAUGAGCGACAGUCUAUGCAGGAAGGGUGCUGUAAUCAUCGAUUCAUCGCAGGUCAAAAAUAUGGUGUUGGGACUGGAUAGGAGACCAGAGAUGGCCAUAGCUGCUAUGAGAAAUAUGAAACUAAAGUAAAUUCCUAAACGAUUCUACAACAGCCACGCUGAUGAUUUGCGUACUAAAUACGUAGUGAUAUAAGAGGUAUAUAUAUAAAAAUGUGAAGACUAACAACUUGUGAUAAGGACAUUAUUUUAUAGUGCAGUACAAUAUUGGUACUUGUAUCACAUAUAUUAUAGAUUUAUAUAUACAGAUUGUGCACUGCUAUAUUUGGAAAUUAUCAUGAAAAGCAUCGCAUUGGAUGUUUUUAGUAGAAAUUUAUAUACUGCUCAUAUUUUCCAUUAAACAUAAUCUUAUUAUCCAAUAAACUUACGAGAUAAAAAGAUGAUGGGUAAAUCUUCUGACUCGACUUUUAGUCUUUGUUAUUCCUAACUCAGGAAUAAUUAGUAUACUCAAUAACUGUGAUUUAAAAGCCUAUAAUAUUCAUGGUUACAUGUCAUAUCAAUUGAUUAAGGACAUUGACUAUGGUAUGUGAUGGAGUUACAUUAAUUUCCCAUUGUGAUCAUGAAGGGUAAUUUUACUGUGAGGGGGGCAAAGGGGUAAAAAUCAUUAUCAUUUUAGAAGGCAAACUAACCAAUUGAUUAUAAAAUAUAUUGCAUGUAUUUUUCUGCAUCAAGCUAAGGUUUUGUAGAUCGUGUUUCUUUUCCCACCAGCAUGCGAUUCAUGCAAUACUGUUAAAAUAUUAAAAUGUAAAAUAUAAUCAGGAGUCUAUCUAAAGAUUAUUGACUAUUGAUAGACUCCUGAUUUUAUACUGCUAAGCUGAAUAUCAUAUUUACCAAGGUCGGCCACAAGGUAUUCCAUUAAAAUGGAUAAUCAUAAAUGAAUUGGCUUUCAGUGUAAAAUGAUUAUAUCGAACAAUCAAACUGACAUGAGCUGAGGGGCUGGUACGUUUUCAUUUUGUAUCUGGUAAAAAACAAGACAGACCGGCUACACGUGAUUCUAUGUGUGAUUUUUGUAAUGUAGAAUUUUAUAUUCGUGCCCUAGUGAUAUUUUAUCGUUUAGGUCGAGUUUUAUACACGUAGAUAUAGGCUACAGUAUUGUCUAGAAAUGGGAAUGAUUAUAUACGUUAUAUCAGGAGUGACAUAACAGACGUAAUUCUUUGUUUCCAGUCUAUUAUAUUAAUCCUGAUGAUAUAGAUUACAUUUUAUAUUUUGUGUGCAUUUUCGUGUAAUAAAUUUUGAAAUAACUUCUCUAA
Molecule: messenger RNA, 1990 nt
Organism: Priapulus caudatus
Lineage: Eukaryota; Metazoa; Priapulida; Priapulimorpha; Priapulimorphida; Priapulidae
Product: pyrazinamidase/nicotinamidase-like
Source: RefSeq, a predicted model, not a curated record